AUAGACAAAUCACGUGACUAAAUUAGCCCCGCCUCCAAAUGAGGAACCUUACUGUUUGUAUGUUGCUGUUGGCGAGUUCUAAACUGUUUAGCUGAUUCUUUUUGUUGAGCGAAUAAUUUGAAAGGAAAAUGGCUGAAGGGGGAGAAAAGACAGACAAGGAGAAAGCAAAUGAAUACAAAAAAACGGGAAACAAAUUUAUGGAACAGAACAUGAACCAGGAAGCAGUGGAAGAAUAUACUCUGGGAAUAUCUCUCGACAGCACAAACCAUGUGUUAUACAGUAACAGAGCUGCUGCCCAUGCCAAGUUGGAAAAUUAUGCAGAAUCAUUAAAUGAUGCAGAACAAGUUGUUAAACUAAGACCAGAUUGGCCUAAGGGUUACUCCAGGAAAGGAUCUGCGCUUCAAUUUCUCGGGAGAUUCGAAGAAGCAAAAGCAGCUUUCGAGAGAGGACUUGAGCUCGAUGCCGAUAACGAGAUGAUGAAGAAAGCAUUGAAGGAAUGUGAAGCAGAAUUAGAAGGUCCAUCAGUAAGCCAACCUUUGGGAAACCCGUUUGCUAACUUAGAAACGAUUAUGCCUCGACUACGAGAAGAUGAGAGAACGAGAGAUCAUGUCAACGAGGAAGACUAUAUGGUCAUGCUGAAAGAUCUUGGAGAGGACCCGCUGAAUUUAUCAAAGUAUCUGACAGAUGACAGACUUCGAUUGACCUUGAGUGCCUUGCUUGGGUUUGACCUUGAAAAACCAGAGGACAUGAACUUCGAUGAACCCCCAUUCGCAGAGGAAACGAAUCAACCAGUAACCAAUGACCCAGAACCUAAAAUCGAUGAACCACAACAAAAAAUUGAAGAGCUACCAGAAAUUGCACAGAUGUCUUUGAACGAUAAAGAAAAGGCACAGAAAGAAAAAAAACUCGGCACUCAGUUCUUGAAACAGAACGAUUUUGCAAACGCACACCAGCAUUAUGACAACGCAAUCGCAUACGACCCAACCGAUAUCAGUUUCUACUCAAAUAAAGCUCUCGCUUAUAUGAAGGCCAACGAUGCACUCAAAUGUCGGGAAAUGUCUGAGAAAGUUGUUGAAGUCGGGAAAAAACAUGGCGGGGAUAAAAAAGUGAUGGCAAAGGCCUACAUGCGAAUCGGACAAACGUACAUGGACGAAGGAGAUUAUGAAAAAGCGUUGGAUAAUUUCACCAAGUCAAUGGCCGAGAACGAGACGGAGGAAAUUGUCAAGAAGAUCCAAAUAUGCCGAGAAAACAUCAGCCGUCAAGCAGGAAGCUAAUGUCAAAGAAACUAUUUUCAAUUUUCAUUAGAAAUGCAAAAAAUUGGAUUUUCUUUGGCCAGAAUACAAUACUUUCUGAAGCAGGGUUUCCCAAACUUUUGGGUCGCGGACCCUAAUUUGUGAAUCUUAGUUUUGACGAACCCCCUGUGCUGUUUCAAUUUGUUUGCUGACACAUCAAAAUUAUCAUAUCGUUGCGGGACCCCUUGUGCUGUCAUAAAGACCCCCGGGGUCCACGAACCCCAUUUUGGAAAACCCUGUUCCAAAUCAUCGGUUCCUGACUUUUUACGAUACAUUUCCUUUUUCUGAAUCUUCUUAUUCUCUCUAAUCUUUGACUUUACGAACUCUGAUGUAGUUAUAAUCUUACAUAGAAAUUUGCAGAAUUAAAUUUGUAUGUGUUAAUGGCGAUUUGAGCUUUCUUUCAUGUUAAUUCAGUUCAAAUGUAUAUUUAAUGAAUGUUCAGAACAAUAAUCAAACUAACUCAUAGGCGAUAACAACUGAGCACUUGACUACUAAGACGACUUGGAUACUUCACCUUCACAGCUGGUCAUGAUCAGUCAUCUGUGACUGAUGACAUCACGGGUCAUGUUCAGCCAUCGGGGAAAAUGCAAGUUUCAAUGAAUACAAUAAUAAUAAUACAGUCAACAUCUCAAUCCCGAGUCAAAAACGGGUCAUUUGAGCCCGAAAUCAGAUCCAUCACAAUUAAGUCCCACUGGCAUUCAACUCAAGCCAAAUGAAUUACUCAACUUUCUCUCUCCCUAACGUUUUUAGCUAUACAUUUCUGGAUAUAUAUUUUCUAUUUUGGGUCAAUAAUGCAGUGAAAAUUUGAUAAUUGCCAAUCUCUAUUUUUGCAUAAUUGUGUUGCAAAAUCAUUUUUUAAGAAAAUAAUUUCACUUUUUCAAACUUUAUUGUGAUUUUUUAUGUUAGACAGUAUGUAAAAAUUGCAAUUUGAUGUUUUUUUGUGCGCUUAAUCGUAUUGCAGAGGUAAGUUCCGAUUUUAUUUGCAACCAAUAAUUCUUCAAAUAUUUGUAUCUGCACUUUUUUUUGAUUCAAAUCAGUAUUCCUUCAUUUUAUUUAAAGUUUUCAAAGUUACACGUGACCCGAUAUUUGACCCAAAAUUGAGCUGUUUCAUUCUGAUUCAUGGGAACACUUUUUAUGAAAUCUGGGUAAACUAUGUUCAGAUGUUUUAUAAACAUUAAAUACUGUAUUUAGAAUUCUUUCUACUUGAGAUAAAAUUCACUUUUGUGUUCCUAAUCAUGUUCGUAUUAAAUCAUUCGUACAAAUAUUUCCUGUACUCCAGAAUUAUGUGCACCAAGAUGGCGAACACCGAAACGUAGUAUGUGUACCAGGUCAGGGUUAGGCCAUGAUUUCAGGUACAAAUACUACGGGAGUCACUUGGCUAGUCCUCAAACUGGUAAUAGACCUGAAAUGAUGAAAUUAUGGCCUUACCCUAACCUGGUACACAUACUACGUCCCGGUGUUCGCCAUCUUGGUGCACAUACUUCUGGAGGUGCCGUAUUUCCUGGCUA
This is a messenger RNA of Styela clava, 2800 nucleotides long. Its product is annotated as stress-induced-phosphoprotein 1-like. The record is from RefSeq and is a predicted model, not a curated record. Gene Ontology annotation, molecular function: Hsp90 protein binding. Lineage: Eukaryota; Metazoa; Chordata; Ascidiacea; Stolidobranchia; Styelidae.